UUAGGCCAAUGCAUCCACACACAGCAGAGCCACAGAGUUCUCUGAAACUAAAUACCUCCAAAGCACAUACGGGACUCACAUGCCUUAUAGAUGAACUUCUUUGAGUCUUCAACCCAAUCAUCAACAACACUUGUGGAGCCUAUUGCCACAACAAAUACAGACAGAUACAAAAAAACAAGUUAAUCAUUCUUUAUACACCCUCAAAACUUAUCAUCAUCUUCAUCUAUAUCAUCAAUCAAACUCUUUCUUCUUUCCCAUACUACGAAGAGCUUCUUUUUCAAAACAUUAAACACCUUCGCAGUUUCCUCAGCAAACAGAAAGCAUGGUGUUGGUUUCUGGCCAUGGAGGGAAGAAAAAUGCAGAGGACAGUGUUGCAGUGGAUUUUCGAGGUCAGCCGGCUGACAAAUCUCGUACCGGCGGCUGGUUGGCUGCCGGACUUAUCUUAGUAACUGAACUGUCAGAGAGAAUAUGUGUGAUGGGAAUAAGUAUGAACUUGGUGACAUACUUAGUGGGAAAUUUGAAUCUGGCAUCAGCAAAAUCUGCAACCAUUGUGACCAAUUUUCUUGGAACUCUGAACCUUCUUGGGCUGCUUGGUGGGUUUCUGGCUGAUGCAAAACUUGGAAGAUAUCUCACUGUUGCUAUUUCAGCCUCCGUAGCUGCUCUGGGAGUAUUUCUCCUCACUUUAGCCACAACCAUCCCGUCGAUGAGGCCGCCGGAAUGCACACAAGUCCGGAGACAGCACCACGAGUGCGUCGCGGCGACCGGAAACCAGCUAGCCUUGCUGUAUGCAGCACUAUACACCAUAGCAGCAGCAGGAGGAGGAAUAAAGUCCAAUGUAUCAGGGUUUGGAUCAGACCAGUUUGACACAUCAGAUCCAAAAGAAGAGAGGAAGAUGAUAUUCUUCUUCAACAGGUUCUACUUCUUCAUAAGCAUAGGGUCAUUGUUUGCAGUGAUAGUGCUUGUUUAUGUGCAAGACAAUGUGGGAAGAGGUUGGGGAUAUGGAAUCUCAGCAGGAACAAUGGUGAUUGCUGUGGCAGUGUUGCUUUGUGGGACCCCUUUUUAUAGGUACAAGAAAGCUCAAGGAAGUCCUUUGACUGUUAUUUGGAGAGUCAUGAUUUUGGCUUGGAAGAAGAGGAAGCUUCCUUUGCCUUCUCAUCCAAGCUUUCUUAAUGGAUUCCAUGAAGCUGAGGUCCCACACACACACAGAUUGAGGUUCCUUGACAAGGCUGCAAUUGUAGAUGAAAAUGAUGAGAAAGAAGGAAACAAGAAUAACUAUUCUUCAUGGCUGGUUUCAUCAGUUACUCAAGUUGAAGAAGUGAAAAUGGUUAUCAAGCUCAUUCCCAUUUGGUCUACAGGCAUUCUCUUUUGGACAGUGUACUCUCAAAUGACCACUUUCACUGUUGAGCAAGCAACAUUCAUGAACAGAAAACUUGGAUCCAUUGAGAUCCCUUCAGGAUCUCUCUCAUCUUUCCUCAUCAUCACCAUCCUCCUCUUCACUUCCAUCAACGAGAAACUCAUCGUCCCGGCAGCCCGGAAACUCACCGGGAAUGUCCAAGGACUCACCAGCCUCCAGAGAAUCGGAAUAGGCCUUGUGUUCUCCAUUGUUGCCAUGGUUGCUGCUGCAAUUGUUGAGAAAGAAAGAAGAAACCAUGCCUUGAGGAACCCUAGCUUGAAACUUAGAGCUUUCUGGUUGGUUCCUCAGUUUUUUCUAGUCGGCGCCGGAGAAGCGUUUGCUUACGUGGGACAACUCGAGUUCUUCAUCAGAGAAGCACCAGAGAGGAUGAAAUCAAUGAGCACUGGGCUGUUCUUGAGCACACUUUCAAUGGGAUUCUUUGUGAGUAGUUUUCUGGUUUUGAUUGUGGACAAGGUGACCAAGAAGACAUGGCUGAGAAGCAAUCUUGACAUGGCCAAGUUAGAUUACUUCUAUUGGUUGCUUGCAGUUCUGGGAGUACUAAACUUCACAUUGUUUCUGAUCUUAGCAAGCAGACAUCAGUACAAAGUGCAGCAGAACUUAAACCCUAAUAAUGAAAGUGGAGAGAAAGAGAAAGAACUUGUGAGUGCAAGUGAACUGAUAAUUGGUGUUGAUGGGAAGGAAGAGGCAUAGAUUAUUAUAUUAUUUAUAUUAUAUUUGAUGAUUUGGUGUUUCAGCUUUAUUUAUACAUGUAGUGUAUGAACAGAAUAUUGUUUCAGUUAUUUCUCUGGUGAAAAAAUAAUAGAUGAAUUGCUGUGCAAUAUAAAAGCAUAAAAUAAUGUUAGCAUAGCAAAUGAUCAAA
Messenger RNA from Prosopis cineraria, 2273 nucleotides. RefSeq names its product protein NRT1/ PTR FAMILY 6.4. The transcript has 5 exons. Gene Ontology annotation, biological process: transmembrane transport; response to nitrate. Bases 323 to 2104 code for a protein of 593 amino acids. Gene Ontology annotation, cellular component: membrane. The record is from RefSeq and is a predicted model, not a curated record. NCBI's taxonomy places the organism in Eukaryota, Viridiplantae, Streptophyta, Magnoliopsida, Fabales, Fabaceae. Gene Ontology annotation, molecular function: nitrate transmembrane transporter activity.